CGAAAACUGAGUGGGCGCCGUGUACGUGUGGGACCCACCUCGCAUUCUCCGACGAAAACAAAAAGAAAGAUAUACCCGUCUCCUCUUCCAUAUUCACCGUUUUUAAACAAAAAACAGUUCAUCAUUCCUCCCCAAUCAAAACUCUCUCGAUUCUCUCUCUCUCGAAAGUUUCUCACUUUUUUCAAGUUUUUUUUUCUUUUUAUAAUAAUUUGAAAUUCGAUGCCAGUUAAUGGGUUCGUCUCCGUCAUCGCUUAAUAAGUCUCCGUUUAGAGCAGACAGUAUGGUAACACCAGAAUCUCCCACCAAAGAUAACUCAGCUCCGAUGACUGUCAAGCCGGAGAAAAACGACGCCGUCUCGAUCGUUUCUAAUGUAUCGCAGUCGUCUCCUGCCAAGAAAAGCUUCGAAUCGCCAAGAAAGAGUACCUCGAUUCCGGUGGUUUCUCCGGCGAAUAAUAAUUCCACUCCUGUCAAAUCUCGGUGGUCGUUUUCUUCUUCUAAGAAAAGCUUUGGGAGUAAAGAUGAAGCCUUUUUCGAUUCUCAGCAAUGGCUACAAUCCGACUCCGACGAUGAUUUUCAUAGCGUCAAUGGCGAUUUCACUCCAUCGCGUGGAAACACUCCUAAGAGCAGCUUUUCGGAUAGGCCUCCUCGUUUCAACAACCUUAUAUUCCAAGAGAAGAAUCCUUCUCGUGGCUCUUCUCCAGCGCCAAAACCGAGGAGGAAGAAGCUUGGUGAGCUUUUCAGAGACAGUAUAAGAGAAGAACGAGAGGAAAGCUCUGGUGGGUCAUCAUCUCUAAGCUCUCCUUAUGAUCUCUCAGGUGCGAACUCAGGCGAAUUCAACAAUGCCGCCAUUGAAGAUGCUGGUGUGAAGGAAGAGAAGAAGAAGUCUAACUGGCAUCAUCGUCGUUGUCUUCCUGGUUUGUCUUCAUGUGGUGGAAGUUUCAUGGAGAGGAGGAAGAAGAUGAGCUCUGAAACCGCGGUUGUCGCUGUGAAAUGAGAUGUACAGAAUAAUGUUUUAUAUAUAUGAAAGAAUGGGAAAAGAGAUCUCAGAGUAGAAAAACUCUUGGUGAAUCUUACAGUAACUUCACUUGCUGUGAUGAGAAGAAAACUGAAUGCGAUAGUUGAAGAGAUCAUGUAAAAAAAUAUGAGAUGUUCAGGUGUGUUGAUGAAAGUUAUAUGACUUUUGGAUCUUUGCUUUGGCUCAUGAAGUUUCAAGAAGUGAUUCAUUGUUUCUUUACAUCAAAUUGUGUGAUAGAAUGUUGUAACAACAUGAACAAAAAAAAUGAUCAAAAUCAAGUAAAAAAGCAUUCUUAAUCAAUAGUCGCAGCUAUCACUACAAAAUAAAUUUAUCAAAUUUUAGCAAAAUUUUGUAGUUUAUGACAAAAUACCAGUCCCAAAAUUGAAAAGAAAUUCAUAAUGUUAACGGAUAAACCUAAAUGUAUUUGAGUAAAUCCAUUUUGUGGAUAAGUGAUAGUUUUUCAAGAAUAG
Molecule: messenger RNA, 1485 nt
Organism: Thlaspi arvense
Lineage: Eukaryota; Viridiplantae; Streptophyta; Magnoliopsida; Brassicales; Brassicaceae
Source: the annotation of a GenBank genome assembly